Enterobius vermicularis (human pinworm) is the source of this 282-nucleotide messenger RNA. The record is from the annotation of a GenBank genome assembly. NCBI's taxonomy places the organism in Eukaryota, Metazoa, Nematoda, Chromadorea, Rhabditida, Oxyuridae.
AUGAGACCACUGACUGGCGAAGAGACUCAGGCUGUGUUUCAAAAGUUGGCAAAUUUCAUAGGCGAGAAUGUGAGACUGCUGAUAGAGAGAGACGAUGGUAGAUACUGCUUUCGGGUCCACAAAGACCGAGUUUACUACUGUAGCGAGUUUCUCAUGAAACAAGCAGCUUGCAUUGCAAGGGAGCCAUUACUCAGUUUUGGUACUUGCUUGGGGAAGUUCACAAAAACGAAAAAAUUCUACCUUCACAUCACUGCUUUAGACUACAUGGCACCAUAUGCUAAG